AUGAGAUUUUCAUUAGGGUUAAGUGAAAACACUCUUGAAGACAUCACUCCUUUAAAUAAAGAUUUGGAAAUUAAUAAAAAUUCUAUUAAUGAUCUGGAUAAUUUUCAUAUUUCUUUAAGAACAUUCUUGUCAUCUGGUAUAAAAAAAGACUAUAAAAGAUCAAAAUCAAGUUCUCCAAGAAAACCCCUUCAAUUGAAAAAAAAUAUAAAUGAUGAUAAUCUUUUUAAUAUUUCAGAAGGAGUUAAAAGUAUACAGAAUGCUCCAUGUGUUCAAUUUUCUACAGCAAAAAUAUUACCAUCAAAAAAAAUAUAUUCUGAAAGUGGAACUUUAAAGAAACCAUGGACACCACAACGAAUUAUUUUACAGCAAGAAAAUGAAUCUCUCAAGAAAUAUAUUAAUGAACUAAAGAAAGCACUUAAAGAAAAAAAAGAAGACUUUGACAAUAAUGUAGAUAAUAAUAUUAUAAAAAAGUUACGAAAUCUUGUAGAUUUUGUUCAAAUAGAAUCAAAUAUUUAUUUGAAAACAAAAGAUUCUGAACUUAACAAAACACUAAAAGAAUUUGAAGAAAUCAAGUUGGAAAAUGAAAAAUUAAAAAAACAAAAUUCUUAUAUAUUGGAAAUGUGGAAACUAGAAAAAGACCGUGUUAAAAGAAGAGAAAAGCAAUUAGGCGUAGAACAAAUGAAAAACAAACAAAUUUCAGCUCAAUUAGGAAUAUUAGAAGAAGCAAUGAUGAACAACUAA
Messenger RNA from Pneumocystis murina B123, 741 nucleotides. RefSeq lists its product as hypothetical. Lineage: Eukaryota; Fungi; Ascomycota; Pneumocystomycetes; Pneumocystales; Pneumocystaceae. The coding region runs from base 1 to 741 and encodes 246 amino acids. The transcript has 2 exons. The record is from RefSeq and is a predicted model, not a curated record.